Molecule: messenger RNA, 9615 nt
Organism: Pelodiscus sinensis (Chinese soft-shelled turtle)
Lineage: Eukaryota; Metazoa; Chordata; Testudines; Trionychidae
Source: RefSeq, a predicted model, not a curated record
ACUUUGGACAAAACACUUGGCUCCUCCACUCCCCCCUCUUGGCAGCUCCUGGGCUGGAGUCUGCGGAGCUGCCUCAGUCCGGGCUAGGCUCUGCUUUGCAGCGACUGCACCCUCGCCUUCUGCUUGGGCUUGAUCCCCGAACGGGGCGCCGAAGGCCCCCCGAUGGCCGACUCGCUGCUCAACCACUCCUGGCCGUCCUUCUCAAAGCGCUGGAUGAAGAGAUGGUCCUUUAAGCGAGGGUCAGACUGCAAGCCGUGCUCGCGGGAGUUUGGCACCAGCAGUGUCCCCGGCUCCGACUGCAGCAGCCUGGACACCUUCUCCCCAACUCUGGUGGUGGGGGACGAAGUCUUCUUUGCAGAGGAAAAGGAAGACUCCUCGUCUCCGGAGCCGGACGCCCUGCUGGGGGAUGCGCACAGCAGCACCGAGGAUCUCCUCUCCAUAGACUCGGAUCUCCACGGCACGGAGUAUUACAGAGACUUGGGGCUGCCCAACGCGCCCGAGGCCGGUGGGGCUCCGGGAACCACAAUGCUGCCGGAUCGGACAGGCCAGGGGGUGCCCCGCUGUCCCGUCCCAGAAGAGAAGCCUGGAGGUGCGGGGCAAACGCUUGGGGGCGCUGCCUGCCCUGAUCCCACUUCCGCCUCAGCGCAGGCCAGAGAGGCCUGCGGCCAUUUCCUGAACAGUGACUCAGUUUGCUCCUGCGCGGCAGGGCCCCAGGACAGCCCCCCGGGGUGGGGGUGCCUGGCAGAGUCGGGCACAGGACUAGCACUGCAGGAUGAUGAGGAGUCCUUUCCUACCCUAGUGAGAUCCAUGUCUACCUCGCGGCGCCACAGCUGGGAGAGCUCCAUGUCCCCUACGGAGAGCGAGCGCAGACUAAGCCUGGAUGCUUCGGAGACGGCCAGUGACCUGGAGUCAGAAGAGCUCGAAAGGACACAGGACACAGAAUGUGGCAGCAAUGAGAAGAGACUGAGGUCCAAGUCCAUCCCCUCCAGCUGCCGCACGGCUUCCGUGUCUCGAAUCUCGAGUCUGGAGGUGCCGCUCCCAGCUGCAAAAGGUAUUGGACAGCCGGUGCUGGAGCCGAUUGAAAAUGACCAUGUGGCCCCAGAGCAAGUGCUGAUGGUCCAGCAGGUACUGCAGGAGCUGAAACAGUAUCACGGGGCGAAGCAAAGGGCCAGUGCUGCUGAGGGCAGCGAUGAAGCCCAGCAGAACCUCACCUGGUUUGAGUUCCUGUCUAAUGAGACUGAGGACAGCGGGAAGAGCGACAAGAUCGAGAAAGGCACCAAGGUGAAGCGCCGGCUGAGUUCCCUGCGGAACCGCGUCACCGGGUCCUGGCAGAAGGAUAAGGACUGUGCAGUGAACGUCCACAAGAACUGCAAGACCUUAUUGGCUGAAUGCAGCAGUACCAGACCCAAGCAGAAGGAUUUGCAACACAGACCUCCUGGAUCCCCUCAAAGUUCACCUCAGUGCUUUUACCCAGCAGCCUCUCUGAAGGAGCAACCCCGAAGUGCCCUCCUAGGAUCGGAUGGCACCCCUGUUCUGUCUCGGAAUCCCGGCAUGACUGUCACACACAGAGGAAAUUCUCUGUCUGCAUUGAAUACUGCUGGUUCAGUUAAUAAAUUUGGACCAAUCACAGGAGAAAUGGAUGAAGCAGAUUCAGGAUUUAUAAAAUUUAAGCAGACAUCAGAUGAUCUUGUUUCCCUUGCACCUUCGACAACAGAAUCCAUUUUUCUGGAAGAUACAUACUUUUCCUCUCUGAGAAGUGAGAUAGAAACAGAUGCUCGUGAGUUUGAGGCAGAAUCUUGGAGUCUUACAGUGGAACCGCCUUAUGCGGCGAAGCAAGAGAAACCAGUUACAAAAAGGCAAGAUGUCAUUUAUGAGCUUAUGCAGACUGAAAUGCAUCAUGUGCGGACACUAAAAAUCAUGCUGAAGGUAUACUCCAAAGCACUGAGGGAGGAGUUGCAGUUCACAAACGCUGUCAUCAACAGAAUCUUUCCUUGUGUGGACGAAUUGUUGGAGCUGCAUGGGCAAUUCCUGUUCCAAUUAAAGGAGCGACGGAAGGCGUCCUUGGAGGAAGGCAGUGACCAGAAUUAUAUUAUCCAGAACAUUGGAGACCUCUUGGUACAACAGUUUUCAGGUGAAAAUGGAGAGAGAAUGAAAGAAAAAUACAGCCUGUUCUGUAGUGGUCACAAUGAAGCUGUCGGUCACUAUAAGGACCUGCUGCAGAGCAACAAGAAGUUCCAAAACUUAAUAAAGAAAAUAGGUAACACUUCUAUUGUGAGAAGACUUGGUGUCCAGGAAUGCAUCCUCCUAGUCACUCAACGCAUUACAAAGUAUCCAGUGCUGGUAGAGCGUAUUAUUCAGAAUACAGAAGCUGGCACUAAGGAUUAUGAAGAUCUGUCCCAGGCACUCAGUUUAAUUAAAGACAUGAUCACUCAUGUAGAUGCCAAUGUAAAUGAGUGUGAGAAGAGGCAGCGUCUUAGAGAGAUUAUGUCUAAAAUGGAGCUGAAAUCAUCAGGGAAAUUGAAGAAUGGGCUGUUCUUCCGGAAGGACAAAAUGAAGCAGCGGCGGCUCCUGCUGGAUGGGAUGCUGUACUGGAAAGCCGCAUCAGGGAGGCUCAAAGAUAUUCUGGCUGUCCUGUUAACUGACAUACUUUUGCUAUUGCAAGAAAAGGACCAAAAAUACACUUUUGCAUCUGUGGACUCCAAGCCACCAGUUAUUUCAUUGCAAAAGCUAAUUGUAAGAGAGGUAGCCAAUGAGGAGAAAGCAAUGUUCUUAAUUAGUGCCUCAUUAAAAGGACCAGAGAUGUAUGAAAUUCAUACCAGCUCCAAAGAGGAGAGAAAUUCUUGGAUGGCGCACAUUCGCAGAGCUGUGGAAAGCUGCCCUGAUGAAGAGGAAGGAACGUUCAGUGAACCUGAAGAAGAAAGGAGACUGGCGGAAGCCCGAGUUGCUAAAUUAAAAGAAUUUCAAGACCGUCUGAGCAUGAAAGAUGAUUUGAUUUUGCAAAGUCUAAAUGAGAAGCAACAGAUUUAUCUAGAAAUGUCUGAAAUGAAUGGGGUUGAAGAGCUUUCCCAAGGAUCCCAAUCCAAACUCCUCCUCAGGGGGGAGACCUCAGAGAAUCUGCAAGGAGAGGUGCUCCUGAAAUCUGCGGUGACAGAAAUUGAGAAACUCCAGAACCUCAUCUUCAUGCAGUUAGCCAAUGUGACUUAUCGUUCUGAAGACAGCUGUGGGUCGGGACUGCCCAGGAGAGCUGAGACCUUUGGGGGAUAUGACAGCACCACUGCAAUGCCAAACAGAAGUGGUAGUUUUAAGAAGAAGGCCUAUGGGAGCGACCAGAGGCUGAGGGACUGGAGAGGCCCUGCAGGAAGUUCAGAUGUGCUACUCCAAGACCUUCCUCUUGAUCCAGAAGAAGGAUCUCGCACAAGUGAUGUAAUGAGACUGGAUCAUAACAGCAGUUUCCAGCCCCUCCUGGAAUCUGAGCUUGUCCAACGGAUACAGAGACUGGCACAUUUGCUCCUCAGCCUUCAGGCAGUGAUAUCACAGCAGGACAGCUGCAUAGAAAUCCAGCGAGCCACCAUCAUCGAUCGGGAAAAGCAGUACCGGCUGCAGUCCACACGCGGGAACUUGCUACUGGAGCAGGAGAAACAGCGCAACUUUGAGAAGCAGCGAGAAGAACUGGCCAAUGUGCAGAAGCUUCAGAACCAGCUGAAGGUGGAUCAGCAGCGCUGGGAACGGGAGAGGGACCGACAGCAGAGGGAGCUGGAAAGCAAAGAGGCCCGCUUACAGGAGCGAGAAGAGGAAACUCGGCAGCUGAAAGGCCGCUUGACCCAGGACCGGGAGGAGCUGGAGAGACAACGGGAGGCCUAUCAGCACGACCUAGAGAGGCUACGGGAAGCGCAGAGAGCAGUCGAGAAAGACAGAGAACGUGUGGAGCAACUAAAGAAGCUGAAAAAGCAGAAUACGGGGUCGGGCACAUUCUCCCCAGACAUGGGGCAGUCUCGGCCUUCAAAACAUCCUCCUUCCAAUGGAGAAGGGAUAGAAGGGUCUGCAUCCCACUUGAAGCCCUCUGGGAGGGCUAGUGUCUUGGGAGUGGAUUACGAGGAUUGGCCGGAGCUGGUGCGUAGGGACAGCGCCACGCUGGAGAACCGCCCGGUUCUUGCGAUGAAGAACGAGGUGCCAAUCCACCUGCUGAGUGCCACCAACCAGAUCCAGAAACCGGCUGCCGUUCAGCAGCAAAUCCCCACCAAACUCGCCACCUUCUCGAAAGGCAGCAAAGAAAAGGGGGGGAGGAGCAAAGCAUCUCAUCGGACGGACAGCUCAGCAUCUGUGGACCUGAAACAGCUGCUGACACCUAAGCUGGUUGGGAAAGAUGAAGGUGCACCGAGGAACAGGCGGUCGGCGAGCCCAGUCCUCCUGAACAGCCAGGGCACUGCGUUCCAGCCAGAGACUUACGGCCCAGCUGACAGCCAGCCCGAAGCAGGGAUUCCAUUCCGGUCCCACAGUCUGCACAUCCCUACCUUUGUGGCCUCUCCACCAGCCCUGAUCAACGCUCAGGACGAUACCAGCAAAGAAGAAGUCAUUUUUUUCUGAGUGUUUCUUGUUCAAGAAGGUCCUUGUGCCAGACUGUUUCAACGAACUGAAGUGCGGCACUGGGGGUGUCCUUCCGGAGCAGGAUUUCACUGUCGCUUGGUUGGCUUCUCUAGUGACUGCUCAAAAUGAAGUCCCCAUAGUAACACACUUCCUUUUAAUUUUUCCGAGCAUGGGAAAGUAUUGACUUUUCUAUGACAUCGGUGUAUACAUUCAGAGCCUGUUAAAAUGUUGCCAUCCACUGUAAUUUGCUCACUCUGGUGAAUCUUCAGUAGCUCUUGGUAGAUCUUUUAUCUUGUAAAGCAAGUUGAUGUUGGACCGCCCAGAUUUUUUUUUUAUGUCAAAGUUUUAUUAAUAGGCACUCAAAUGGCUGAGAGGUUCAAUUCUGUCUUUACAGAGCAAGUGAUCGGUGUCACAGAUUCUUAAUAUUGUUUUAAUAGCUAGCCAGACAGCAAGCCAGGCUUCUCAUAGCCAGCAUGAGCAAGGAGAGCAACACACUCGCAUAAAAGGAAUGGCAUCUUGUAUCUGUGAGUGAGUUCCCUGGAACAUGUGCUCACUGCACGUGUACAAUCUAAGAGAGACUGUAAACCUCUUCCAUUGAAAAAGUCCCCAUAGCCAAAAAUUCCCUCUCGUUGUGGCAGCACGGGGUUGGAUGUGGAUCAACGCUCUAGUGUGGCUGUGAAGAAUUGGGCUAGGACAGUGUGUUCCAUCAGUUGUGCUAGGUCUGAUGUCCAUCUUCAGGAAAGGCAUCUUAAGGACACAUCACCUGGAGAACAGUCUCCAUGUGGGUGAGCGUAUAAAUUCCCAAAGCAGAAAACAGGUUGGUUCAAAACGAAUUUUGAGACUGGGGUUUUGUUGCUGCUGAAGAUCCUGACCAUGAAGAGCUGGUCCAGCAGGCGGUGGGUUACUAUCCUGUCUAACCCCUUGUUCUCUGGGUCUUUGUCUGUCAGCUCAGUGCACAUCACCAAGGACUGGAAAGUCACACAGCUUGCUGUCACUGCGGGGAGUGCUCUGCAGCUCAGCCAGGAAUGAAGGGAAUAAGGAAUAUUUAGAAUAAUUUACCAUUCACUAAACCCCCUUGCAUCUGCUGGUACGUCUCUCGUUGGAUGGGUUAGGUUUUAGCGACUCUUGGAGCGCUGACAAAGUGAACACCGUUCUGUUCAAAUGGGAGUACGUCCCAGCAAUGCAAUUUGGGGAAUCGUUCAAGGGGUCACAGGACUCUGGUGUGUGUCUCCGUUCUCGAAUAUGCACUACAUCUCAUUAACAUGUAACCCAGUACAUGGAACUGUCUUGUCAAAUAUACUGUCUACAGCGAUAUGCACCAAAGGGAUUGUUCAGUGGGGACACUGCCAUCGCAAGGGAAAUGGAUCUUUCUCUACUAUAACACGUUUGGAGAAAUGCUUCCCAAAAGGCAGCUGCAGGAGAUUUGACGCACAACAUCAUGACUAAAACCAUUUCAGCACAAGUCGGUGCAAUUUCCCAACCAGAAGCAUUCGAAAAUGCUGCUUUAUUCCUGCUUUUGAGGAAGGCUGGCUGUUGAAAACAGUUCCCUCUGAGUGGGCAGUACACAUGUGACAUGCCAACAAAAUACUGGCUGGCUGUAACUUCAGUGCAGCCGAAGCGUUUUCAGCAGUUCAAGGAGAAAAGCCCUGGAGGCAUUUAAAUUGUCAGAAGUGUUUGUUGUAGAGUACAGUCUGGGUUUGGAAAUGGCCAAAUGCUGUAAGCUGGGCUGUUGUACCCGGCGAGCGAAGCUGUAAUUGGGCAAUGCAAAUACACUGGAAAUCUGUAAUCAGGGAGGAAGAAAAGAGAAAUUUGGAAGCUCAGUGGCCCUGUGCAGGUGCUAUCGCUUGUGAUGCUUGUGAUGCUGUCUUGGAUGUCGUUGGCUUAAUUCUCCGCUCGGCUGAAAAUCAGGAUCAAGGCCAUUCAAGUGAUUGGAAUUACACUGGUGUAAGUGAGAAGAGAAUCUGCCCCCAGUCACUCUGGUUUAUCAGCAGAGAAGCUCUAGAAGCUCAUACUGGUUUUUUUUUUUAGCCAAGUUGCUCGGAGGCCUUGCACAGCUUGUGCAGUUUCUUAUGGAGCUGGGGUGCGAAGAGCUGUACGGUCACAUCAAGAGACAGCCUGAUGCAGGCAUCAUGAUCCUGCCUUCUUGUGACCCAGCGUGUCCCGUUAUUACUGGUCAGGACAAGGGACAGAUGGUGCAUGGGCUCGCGAGUCUUCUUUAUCUGCUGCUGUCCUCACCCUUCCGUGCAAUAAAUGCUCCCAGAUGUAGAAGAGAGAUCCCUGAAAAUUACUAGGUCUGUAAUGAAAUCUCAUCAGAAAUACAACCCGCCUUUCUCCCUAGUGUUUUCCCAGGAAGCGAUUGUAGUUCCAAGUGAGCACAUGUGGUGCCUCUUCGGCACCAUUCUUCAAAGACGAGCCUUCCGUCCACAACUAAGGAGCUAGUCUAAGAGUCAGCCUCUGUCCUCAGUGCACACGUCUCACUGCUGCUAGCAUGUGUGGAGGUUGCAUGAAUCUGGUGCGGUGAAGGGAGCCCUUUGGCUCUUGGUCUCUUGAGUACACUCAGGUUUGUCUAGGUUUUAUUUUAAGUGCCAAGCUAGGUAUUGCUGGGAUUUUUCUGUAGGGGGAGCAGCCUGAAGAAGCAUGACAGUGAAUUAGUGAAGGAUGUGCUAUCUUAAUGUUAGUGUGCAAAAUCUGUACCUGUACCAUGCUCUAAAGCAGGGGUGGGCAAAAGGGCCUCCGUGGGCCGGAUCCGGCCCGCCAAGCUGGCUGAUCCAGCUCGCGGAGGCCCUGCUGCGCCCCUGCCCCCAGGCCAGUUAGGGGUGCCCUGAUUGGCCUGGGGGCGGGAGGAGCACACAAAGUUUCCUCCGCCCUACCUCCACCCUACCCCCGCCCUGCAAGAAGCAUGCAACACUUAGAAGUGCUGUGUGCUCCUGGCGGGGCAGGAGGAGGCUUCACGUGCUCCCCCAGGCCCUGAUUGGUCUCGGGGUGGGGGAGCAUGGGAAGUCUCUUCUGACUGCCAGCAGCAUGGGUGUUUAGUGGGCAAAGGGGCUCUCCCACCCCCAAAGCAAUCAUGGUCUGUGGGUGGAGAACCCUGAAGCAUCCUGGCCCCGCCCCUUCCGUUUGCAGCCCCGCCCCUUCUGGUGCUUCCUGGAGCCACUUCACAAAUUUUUGAAGUGGACCCCGGCAAAAAAUUAUUGCCCACACCUGCUCUAAACCAAAAUAUGACAUACCCCUGCCCAAAGUGCAAAAUCAUUGGUGUGGAGCUGAGGACAAAAGGCGAUUUUAAAAGAAUCACCUGUUCAGUUUUGCAAAGUCAGAGGCCUGGAAAUGUCAUUAAAUUCCUCCCAUUUCACAAGUCAGAAUCUAUCAUUAAAAAGUAAUUCAUUUGGGGGAUUUUGCCCAGCACUAGUUUUUAAACAGUUUUUUCCCCCCCCCCUGAAGCGGCUUAGAUUCCAAAGAUGCUGUUCAGGUCUGGGAUAAGUGACAGAUUUAGGGGGUGGGGGGAAGCUGACUACCAAAUGUUUGUUUUUGAAUUCUGUUGCUACAGAUCAGAGAACUGAACCUCUAUGGUUCCCUUCCUGCCUGAAUUCACCUUUGGUCUUUUGCUGCCCUGAGGUCUGAUGGGAGUUGCAGCAUGACCUUUGAACUACUCACUUUUGUGUCACAGCCUUACUAUUAUGGAUCGUAUGUGUAUUUAACAUUGUGGCAUGGAAAUCUUAAGGUUGCUUGUAGUCUUUGAUCUUCAGUUUUAAAACCAUGUCUGAAGGCUGCUUCCUUUUUUCUGUCCUUUCAAACUUCUGCCACUUCAGGCCUUAAGAUUCGAAUGUCUUCAUCAGGGUUGCGCUCACUUUGACGCUGUAUCGCAAGUGCUUUGAUAGUCUCUGACUUUCCUAGCUGUGAGCUUUAGAUGCAGCACGGCCCACAAAUUGACUUUGGAAACCAGUUUCCCUGCCUGGGAAGAAAAGUUGCUGAUUCCUAGAGAUGCCUGUUUGCUGCGCACCAGUGACUGUUGUGUCCGUACAAGUAGGAGUAAAAAUAGUGACAAUUCUGGCUUUCUAAAUUGUUCUCCUUCCAGAUGUAGGAUACAGUUUGAGUGCAUUUGUGGCGCUUGUUAAAGCAAAUGGCAGAAUACCUAGAAUCAGAAUCACAGGAGCAUAUUAGGCUGGAAUAGGAUUUAAAAAUAGUGGCGAAAAAAAACCCUUAUACCUGAUCCUACAUAGUCUAGUUAUCUGAGACUCUGCUAAUGCUAGUGAUAUACCAGAUCAUUGUGUAGAUUCCUCUCCACAAGGGAAUGCAUUUUGUUGUAUUCCCCAUUCUCAGCCUCCCUUUGCGAAGAUCUUACCUCUGCCAUGGCUAUAAACCCUGCUUGUGAGAAACCAGAACAGCCUUUUCCCCUCCUCAAGGCCAGUCCAGUACCUUUGAAAUCGUUAGCUGCCCUUUAUCCUUUGCGUGUGCAUGUUAUGUGUCGAAUUCCAUUUGUGCCAUGUUUCCAAUCAGUGUUUUAUAUUUUUGUACUGAAAAGAAUUGGAGCACUUUAGGAAGGUUUAUUUUAAAUUUGUCUUCUGUUUGUAUCAUGCUGAUGAAAGUAAACCCUGUUGUCUCUUCUUGCUCAGUGAGUUGUGAACUGUCUUGAUACUGUUUGAUUUAAAGGUCUGAUUUAAAGGCCUCCUCUGCACUGCAAUGAUUCAUGAAUAAUCAUGAUUUAUGAUUACAUGGGAUUUAAAUUGACUAUUUGGUUGGGGAGAUGGUCUCGGUUGUUUCCGUUUUGGUAGGAUGUAAACAUUGUAAAUAGUUCCUCUACUGUCAAUAAUUUGGUCAUUCAACUUCUUUGUAGUCCUUAAUUUUAUUUGUAAAGUCUGUGGUUAAAUGUUAAUAUUCUCUUGAAUGGUGCACUUCUUGGUUAAUUGUGAACGUGAUCUUAGCCCACCAAACAAUUUAUUUUUACAAUGAUCGCAAUGGUUCCCCAUUGAAGGGUUUCAGAGCAGCAAUACACCUGAAACCAACAUCCAGCAAUAAAAAUACCCUCAAAAGCUA